CAGAUGGUAAAUAGGAAGUUUCAAUCGACAAUAGGUAGUUCACAGUGAGGAUUUCAAAGGCAAGCUAGUUGGACCACCAUUCUACUGACAACAUUAAAACGUCGGAAUGUUCAAUCCGCACCAUCACCAACAACAGCAGCAAUUCCACCAACACCUGCGGCAGCUCCAGCAACUAUUCCAGCAGCAGCCGCCUCCACCACCCCCGCCCCCUCCGCCACCACCGCAGCCUCCACCGACCCAUCAUAUCCCGCAUCACCACCAAGGAGCCCGGCCCAUAGCAGUACCAGCCCCUGCACCACCUCCUCCCCGUAUAGUUAAUCUCUGCUCCGCCACACAGACCAUUAUUGCACCCAAUCCUAUGCUUCAAGGGGCUCUUCUGAUGCAACAGAUGCAAGGUAACAUGCGCAGCUUUGCUAUGGGUGGACAGCAGUUUCCACAGUUCUUUUCUGCUGGGUCGAGGUCCUCACUUCUAGGACCAGUUCCCCUAGGGGUUGCCAUCAAAACCCCCCACAUGGGAUUUCCUGCACGACACUUCAAUCCACAUGCCCGCUAUUUCAACAAUGACUUUCAGUCACGUCAGCCAGACAGGAAGCGGGAAAAUGAGCAAAGACCCACGGGGGGCACAGAGGGCCAAUCAGGAGCUAGUAGCCAUAGAGUAGAUGACUCUGAAACGAUAACAGAUGUGAACAGUCAGUCCUCAGGACAAGAAACAGAUGAGCCAGCUCCGAAGAAACAGAGAACAGAUGGGUCUGAGGAGUCUUUGGAGACAGAAGCAGCCUUGAGCUCUGAGCUCUUUAAAAGCCAGUCUGGUGAUGCAGAACCUGGAGACUGUGUAGUACUUGAAGAGGGAGGGAGUACCGCAGGGCCAGAGGCCGAAGAGGCUGUGGAGCAGAGCAGAGCAGCAGAGGCUCAGAACGCUCAGCUGCCAUUCAAAGACACCGAGCAGCUGAUUGGUGAGAACCAGGUAGGACCUGCAGGCUCGGAGAACAUGGCUGAGAAUAAAGAGGCUAGUGGGACUCCAGCUACUGUCCAGGAAGGAGUGACCCAGGCAGGAGGAGAAACCUCCAACAAGUUCUACUGCUACAUCUGCAACAUCACCUGCCACAACCAGCAGAAUUUUCAGAGCCAUAUGAAUGGCCUAGCCCACCAGCAGAAAAUGAUGGAGAUCCAGCACAUGAGUAACGCCUGUCUCGUCACGCUGCUACCACGAGUACAGGAGUCACUGCAAGGAGCACGCAGAGACGGAGAGAAGAGACCAGGCCUCCAGCGCUGGUGUGCUACCUGCCAAGUUCAUUUCACAACAAACGUCAUGGAACACCGCAGGACCAAGGAGCACAAACUGUGUAGCCACACGACCAGCCCUUACUGCACAGUCUGCAGGCAGCAGUUCAAAACCUCCAGAGAGUUUGUGGAACACAUGCAAACACCAGAGCAUAAACAAAGACUCGCCGAGAUACAGAAAGAGAGUGGCAUAGAAGGCCUGGAUGAGCUAAACUCUAUUGACGAGAGAGAAUGUUUAGUCGGAGAGGAAGAAGCUGAAGGUAGUGAAGGACAGGAGAAGGACGAUGAUGAAGAUGGCUCCCACGGAGAGGAAGGAACACAUGAGGUUUCUCUUGAGGACAUGACAGACGACGAAAACUUUGAUCCUGGCAAAGUGUAUGGCUCUUGUUUUGUAGUUCCUGUGGCUGGUUACCUCUGUCAGCUGUGCAACCAGUUCUAUCACUUUGAGUCGUCAGCACGGUACACCCACUGCAAAUCCCUCAAGCACUUUCAGAACCUGAAGCAGUACAGAGCCUUGAGGAAACAGGAAGACCUGGUUUUAGCAGCAUCCACAAAUCAAGAUAGCAGUGAUGCUGCAGAUGAUCAUAUCACUGUGGGCGUCGACCCAGAAUGUGACCUCACCACACAAGAAAGUGCCUCCGUAGUCACACAACUCCCUAGCAUGCCCUCAACAAACAACUCAGCCAAUACCAGCAGCACACUGGCUUCAGCAAGCCCCAAAGAACCAGACAGUCUUCAGGGAAGCACGAGUGGCUGCCUGCUCAGCCCCUGCCAGGAGCCUGAGGAAGAGCAGGGUGACCAGGAUGGAACUGGCCCUCAGGCAGCGUCCCAUCAGCUGGGCCAAGCUGGACAAGACAAGGAGGACGAAGACCCAGAGGAAGAAGAAGAGGGUCCCGCUAACAUCUCGGAAGGGAAACCCAGCAGGGGUCGUGGCCGAACCACAGGCAAGAGAAGAUCUGGGAGAGGGACACGCAGACGCUGAAUGAAAAACUUCAGGAAACGAGUGAGACCCAGAUAAGUUGCUUCAGUGAUGGAAGGAU
Chanos chanos (milkfish) is the source of this 2321-nucleotide messenger RNA. RefSeq names its product cdkn1a interacting zinc finger protein 1a (gene ciz1a). The record is from RefSeq and is a predicted model, not a curated record. Bases 107 to 2263 code for a protein of 718 amino acids. Gene Ontology annotation, molecular function: zinc ion binding; nucleic acid binding. Lineage: Eukaryota; Metazoa; Chordata; Actinopteri; Gonorynchiformes; Chanidae. The transcript is spliced from 16 exons. Gene Ontology annotation, cellular component: nucleus.